CCCUUACUCUAGAUCUCCCAUCAUCAGAAAUCUCCCACCUACAUUCCCACCCUUCCUGGGCUGUGUCUGUCUCAAGUCAUUCACAUUGAGGAGAGGUGCUGCCGGCUCCAUUCCAAGCUGGUGCCUCACUGAACUUCCUGGCCCUCUCUAAGCUGUAAUCAUUCAGACAGCUCAUCAGUUAUCUGGACACCCCCCCCCAUCAUCACGCCUCCUCCUGUCCCCAGUGUUCUCUGUGAUCAGUCAUGCUCAUGUGUUCCCAUCGUCCGCCCUCUGAUGUAGUAAUCUCCUGUGUGUCCCAGGUCAGUGGCUUCUUAGAAGUUUCCCCAGGAAACUCUAGGAUGUCUCUCCCUGGAGACCAAUGAACCCGGUCUUCUGACUCCCUAUAAACCAGCCUGUCCAGUGCUGCAGCAGCAGGAACCUGCAGAUUCACCCUUUUAACCUUCUUAAAGAACCCUUCACCCCCACCCCCACUGGAAUCAGCUUUUCAAGAGUUGACUCUGCCUUUCCUUUGCACUUUGUAAAUCAUCCUGUUACAGAGCACAGGGCUGGUACAAAACCGUUCGCAUCCAUUCGUGUCUCCUUGGAGUGAGGUCUGGUCAGAGGCCAUAACAUCCUUGCUCAAGUGUUUUUCGUCUCCACAAUGAAACCCUCCAGAAUGGAUGAGCUUAGUAAAGCCAAUGGAACGUUUGCCAUCAACUUAUUUAAAAUGUUGGGGGAAAAGGACAGUUCGCAGAACGUGUUCUACUCUCCCCUGAGCAUCUCCUGUGCACUGGCCAUGGUCCUCAUGGGGGCAAAGGGAGACACGGCUGCCCAGAUGACUCAGACACUUUGUUUGGGCAAAGGCGGAGGCAUUCACCAAGGCUUCCAAUCACUUCUCACAGAAGUGAACAAAACCGAUUCCCAGUACUUACUCAGAACUGCCAACAGACUCUUUGGAGAAAAGACCUGCCAUUUCCUUCCCGAUUACAAGGACUCCUGCCAAAAGUUCUACCAGGCAGAGCUGGAGGAACUGUCUUUUGCGAACAACACGGAAGAAUGCAGAAAGCACAUAAAUAACUGGGUAGAAGCGAAGACGGAAGGUAAAAUUUCAGAGAUCCUGGAUAUUGGAAGCCUUGAUCCCCUGACUAAGUUGGUCCUUGUGAAUGCAAUCUAUUUCAAAGGAAAAUGGAAUGAACAGUUUGACAGAAAGCACACCAGGGGGAUGCCUUUCAAAACCAACCAGAGUCAGAAGACUGUGCAGAUGAUGUUCAAGCAUGCCAAGUUUAAGUUGGGCUACGCAGAAGAGGUGCGCACGCAGGUCUUGGAGCUGCCCUAUGUGGGGGAGGAGCUGAGCAUGGUCAUCCUGCUGCCAGAUGAAGGCACUGACCUCGCAGUGGUGGAAAAAGCACUUACGUAUGAGAAGUUCCAAGCCUGGACGAGCCCUGAAAAGAUGAAGAAGGAUAAAAUCCAGGUCUUCCUUCCCCGGCUAAAGCUGGAAGAGAGUUAUGACUUGGAAUCUUUUCUUCGGAGGUUAGGAAUGACAGAUGCUUUUGAGGAAGCCAAGGCAGACUUCUCUGGAAUGUCAACCAAGAAGAACGUGCCAGUGUCCAAGGUUGCACACAAGUGCUUUGUGGAGGUCAACGAGGAGGGUACUGAGGCAGCGGGGGCCACUGCCGUGGUCAGAAAUGCCCGGUGUGCCCGAAUGGAGCCCAGAUUCUGUGCAGACCACCCUUUCCUCUUCUUCAUUUUGCACAGUGAGACCAGUAACUUCUUGUUUUGCGGCAGGUUCUCUUCUCCGUGAAGUGGUGCAGAUGCUUCUCCUUCAGGGCCAUUUCUUUUCUGUCCAGCUUGUCUUUGUUCAGUUCUCUGGGGGCACAGUAGUUCCGGGGUGAAUGCCAGAAUAAAGUGCAUGUACCCCGAAUGGUUGUGAAUGUCUUUCUUGAGUGUUUCUUAGCAAUGGAGAAUGACUGAGUCUUUGGAUGUGUGCAGCUCAGGAGAGGGCUGCUGGUACUUGCAUGGGGGGGGCCUCUCAGCAGAGCUAAGUCAUACUGGCCUCUCGUGUUAACUCUAGUGGCUAACAACAGGAAAAGACCAGGAGACCAUUUGGUUGCAAAGGAUCCAUUUAUUGUACAGAAGGCAGGGUUUAAUUAGCAGAAGGGAACAAAGGACAUUUUUCACAUGUGGCGAUAAUGGUGGGUUUUGAAAGUCAUAACCCUCAAUGGUGAAGGUUCUAAGGAAUGAAGAGAAUUGAUAGUGGUAAAGGGGAGUUCUGGAAUGAUUAGUGGCAAGGGAGAAGCAGACAGAGAGGAGCCUUGACGGCAGAGAGGUAAGAUAGAGUAGUUAAAUCAAAGUGGAGUAUGGGGUUAAGGAAAUAGAAAGGAGAGCCUUUUGGUCAAGGCAGAAUGGUGAUAUAUGGAGUAUGUGUGAUCAAAGCAGGUGAACUAUAGUGAACUUUAAGCAGGCAAACCAUUUGGUUUAUAACAAGGGAAUGAGUUAAGUCUUAGGGGGUGUAGGUUCUUGUGAUGCUUGGGAAACUGACAAGGGGAAACUGAGUCAGGAAAGCUUUUACCUCCAUGCUCAACCCCUGAAAGGGAGAGACUGACAGGUGGGGUUUCUUUUCAGACCUCCAUUUUUAUGAUGGGAGUUUCCCCCAUACUCUUACUAUGCUUUCACAAUUAUCCCCACAGGGGCUAGAUGGGUCCUGGAAGCUUCUACCUCUCACAGGCUCUGUGUGUGUCUACCUAUCAGAGAAUGGCCAGCACCCCCGGCUACUGCCUGUUGUCUGUGGUUGCCUUCUAGAGCAUGCCCAGGACUCAAGAGCCCUCUGUGUUUCUUCCAUCCUAUAGGGAGCUCAGUCUUCUGCCUCCCACCAUGUAUGACUGUUUGUAUUUUCUUUCUCAUCGUAGUUUUUGUAGUUUACUUUUAGAUAAUGUAGAUCAUUAAGUUAUAUCUGUUAGAGUACUAUUAUGGAUACCGUAAAUAUUUACUCAUAUUCUUCGUGAUUUAAAGAAACACUGUUAAAACAAUAUGGUCACAAGUGUGUGACCAAUUCUGUUAUCAUUACCUCCCGCCUGGCUUGCUGCUUGUGAAUUGAACAGAAAAAGGGCUUGGCUAUUUUGAUUCACAAUUAUCAGUUCCAGGAACCAUUGGUAUUACAACUCUUAUUUAAUAUUUGCCAAUCUAGAAUGUGUUCUUUGUCAGAUCACACUUAUUUAGAGACCAUACUUCCAAAGCAGUCUUGUUCCAAAAGUAAUCCGUAGGAUCUGGUGGGUAUGUGUUGGGGGAGUGGUUUCAGAUCCUGGAACAUGAUGGCAGAGGAGGACCCAGUGGGGAUAGAAUUGUUAUGUGGAAAACUGGGAAAUGCUAUGCAUGUACAAACUAUUAUAUUUACUGUAAACCAUUAAUCCCUCAAUACAGAAAUUUAAAAAAUAAAUCAUGCAUUUGUUAAUUUUAAUCUUUUACAGCCUCUAAUUAAAAAUAUAUGUAUAUAUACUGAGAUCUAUCUAUCUAUAUAUAUACAUAUAUAUCAGUAUAUAUUGAAUUAUGAUGUGAGUAAUUUUUAUGUACUUAACAUACACAAUUUGGUAAGUUAUGAUAUAUGGCUGAACCUAUAAGCUUAUCAACAUAAAAUAAUAAAGGUAUGUGUCAAACCUCUUAA
Molecule: messenger RNA, 3637 nt
Organism: Erinaceus europaeus (western European hedgehog)
Lineage: Eukaryota; Metazoa; Chordata; Mammalia; Eulipotyphla; Erinaceidae
Product: serpin B8
Exons: 7
Coding region: 641-1780 (379 amino acids)
Biological process (GO): negative regulation of endopeptidase activity
Cellular component (GO): cytoplasm
Molecular function (GO): serine-type endopeptidase inhibitor activity
Source: RefSeq, a predicted model, not a curated record